Molecule: messenger RNA, 1745 nt
Organism: Dreissena polymorpha
Lineage: Eukaryota; Metazoa; Mollusca; Bivalvia; Myida; Dreissenidae
Exons: 3
Coding region: 1065-1652 (195 amino acids)
Molecular function (GO): protein binding
Source: RefSeq, a predicted model, not a curated record
UAGGGUUGUGGGCUUAAACAGUCAAUAAAAUGCUGCUAUUUGUAGGUUGAAGUUUAGUGCACCGGUUAAUAUACUAACUAAAAACUGCGGGUAUCGUCAUAAAUACUCAUUCUAUUCACAUUGAAGGGACCAUAAUAAUAGUGAAUACGUAGCUUUAAAAAAAAAAGCAGUUCACAAUAUCUAUUGCAAAAUGACAACUUCUGUAGGUUCAGUUCAUAACAGUUCAGAUUUAGUGAAGGACUAUGUUUGUGACGCCUGUGAAGGUAAAAAAAUUGUAGAAUGUGCCGAUUAUUUUUGCGCACAGUGUCAGAAGUUGUUCUGCGGAAAAUGCAUUUAUCAACAUGAUCAAUUAUAUGUAAACCAUGACAAAUAUGGAAGAGGAGAAACAAGUAAAUGGCCUCUUACAAAGACUAUGGAGGACGUGUUACUGAAAUGUGAUGUCCACAAGGUGAAGAAACUGAAAACUUUCUGUGAGGACCACAGUCAGCUAUGUUGCAGUGAUUGUGUUUUACUGAAUCACAGACAGUGCACCAAUGUGACCCUUAUAUCUGAGGCAAUAAGAAAGAUUUCAUUUGAUAUGGGAUGGUUGUCAAUCAAUAUUCAUACUAUUCUUGAUGAAUUAAAUAAGUUUAAGAGAUUACAAGAGGCCAGCAUUCAGUCUUUGGAGGUAUCAUAUAGUAAAAAUUUGCAAGAAAUAUGAAAUAUGAGGCAAAAAUUAAAUGCUGCUUUGGAUGUGCUAGAAAAUGCAACCUUGAAAGAACUGGAUGAAAUGAGGGCUACAUUGCAAACCUUACUCAAGAAUGAUGUUGACAACUCUAGAAAAAUGACAGAUAAACUGAAAAAAAUCAUUGAAGCUGUAACUGUCCUUAGUCAUAAGAGCGAGAAAGAAAUGGAGUUUGUAGCCAGCAGAAAAUGCCUGGACAAAAUAUGAGAAUCUUGAGUCAUAUCUGAAGGAGAACCCUGCGCAUUUGCAGGGUUCAAUAUUAUUCAAAGCAAACAUUGAUAUUGAGAAGUACCUGUCUCAACAGGCAAGCUUUGGAAGGAUUGUAGAUGGUAUUCUCAGGAUGAAUCCAGACCAUGUGAUGACUGUGAAGAGUAAAUGUGAGUAUAUGGUGAGAAUAUCGAGUGACGGAAAUCAGACAAACAGAAUCAGUGGCAUUUGCUGUCUGCCUAGUGGCCAAGUCAUUGUUACAGAUGAAAUAAACAGAAAAGUAAAGCUGUUGGACCAGCAUUACAAUGUGUGCACUCACUGUGAUGUGUCUAAUAAUCCAAGCGGCAUUUGCCAAAUCACAUCAACUGAGGUGGCUGUAUCUCUUAAUUCCGAAGUGCAGUUUAUCUCUGUGAGCAAUGGGAAGCUUGUAAAAGGGAGGAAGUUCAAGUUACCACAUGAUGCAAGUUGUAUAGCCCACCAUCAGGGAGUGUUGUAUGUCACUGGCUUGAAUGCCUUGUACCAAUACACUCUGACUGGAUCACUUGUGAAAAAGCUGUACGAAGAUAACAAUUAUAGAGUGUGGAAAUGUGCAGUGAAUCCUGCUGGGGACCGUAUCUAUGUCACCACCUCAGAGAUAUUUUGGGCGCACUUGACCCUCCACGGCAAGGACAGGCUCAUCACUCUGUCUACAGAUGGCACCCUGAUAAUCCACUUUCUGUGACCAUGAACUACAAAGCCCAUAUGGCGUUCAUAUCACACCUUCAGGACAAGUCCUGGUCUGUGAAAACUACUCCCAAACUGUCGUACAGAUGGA